AUGACGGGGAUUAGGAUUUGGGGUGCGUUUGGCCGGUUUUUGCUGCUUCCUUUGCUCGCCCCAUGCACCUUGCUUUUGUGCGUUGUGGUUCCAGAAUGUCUCUCCCACCCGCAGCCUUGUCAAAUCCUCAAACGGAUUGGACACACCGUGCGCGUUGGGGCCCUGCAUCUGCAACCACGUCUCUUCAGCCCGGAGCCCACGGUCAGGAGCGGGAAAGAAACCCGCAUGGACGAAUGGGAUACCGGCGGAGGCACGAGAGAAGCAGCCGAGAGACAGUUGGAAAAGAAUACAAAAAGUGUUAAUGACCACGGUUUACGCAGCCUAAGGACUAAAGGCACGUCGAACAACCCCCAUAGGGACAGGGGGGCUAAAAGUAAAAACAUGUACAAGCAACCGGAGAGUGAGAGUAAAGUGUUUAUGCCCAGGGACUCUAUCAUAUUAGCCAUGGAGACAUUAAACCGCAUGGUCGGGCUGUUACCAUACAACCUCUCCCUGGAAGUGGUGAUGGCUGUUGAAGCAGGGCUCGGGGAACUACCCGCCUUCUCUUUCUCCUCUUCCACUGCCCCUGUGUGUGAAGACCCCAUGUCCUUUCUGGAAAGUGUUUGUCAUACCGUCAUCGUCCAAGGGGUUUCCGCUAUGAUGGCUUUCCCCCAGACCAGGGAUGAGCUGGUGAAGUUGGAGUUCAUCACGUCAGCGCUUCAGAUCCCGGUCAUUAGUCUGGUGCAAAAGGAAUUCAAAAGGCAUAGUAAGAAUCCUCUACAUUUCCAGAUGUCCAUGCUGAACCCAGCCUUGCCCCAAGUGGAGCUGCUCUACUCUCUGCUUGUGGUCAACAACUGGUAUGACGUCAGCCUGCUGCUCUGUCAGGAGUGGAAUGUUUCCAGCUUCCUGGUUCGUCUCCGUAACAACACCAAGUUCCACCUGGGUUCCGUGGUCAACAUCAGUACCUCCUCUAACUCCCCACCCAACAGCUCAGCGUCCAAGUUCGACUUCCAGACAUCCCUGCAGAGAUACCUGGAGUCUCUUAAGGACUCAACAUCCACGGUGGUCACGUUCGGCUGCGACAUCCGGGACAUCAGGAGGAUCUUCAGCGUGGUGGCCAAGCUGGGCCUGAUGCUGCCUGAAUACCACUGGGUCCUGGGGGACACACAGGAUGUGGAGGAGCUGAGGACUGAGGGGUUGCCGGCUGGUCUGUUGGCCCACGGCAGGAUGGGGGCUCCCUCCCUGGAUCAUUAUGUCCAGGACGGCCUGGAAUUGGUGGCACGGGCUGUGGGUUUGGCUGCCCACCACUCCCCUGAGCUGGCCCUCAUUCCCUCCACCACUAACUGCAUGGCGGAACAGAGCAGCCAACACAGAAACAUGACCUCAGGGACAUUUCUGUCCAGGUUUCUGUCCAACACGUCAUUCGACGGUUUGAGUGGUUUCAUCUCAUCUCAGGAAGACACAGUGAUCUCCUCAGAGAACCACCACUUCAUCUGGAGCCUACAACACGACCCCAUAGGAAACCCCAUGUGGACCCGCCUGGGCCGAUGGAAGCAGGGCCGGGUCAUAAUGGACUACGCUGCCUGGACCAACAAACAGGUGUCCCACCAUGGUGGGGACUGGAGAUACCCAUCCAGGCUCCACCUCCGGGUGGUGACGCUAGUCGAGCAUCCGUUUGUCUUCACCCGCGAGGUGGACGAGGACGGACUCUGCCCAGCGGGUCAGCUCUGUUUGGACCCGCUGACCAACAACACGGCCCAGUUGCAGUCCCUGUUCCUGCAGAUGCAAGGCCCCAAUGACAGCAUCCCCAUGGAGUACAAGAAGUGUUGCUAUGGUUACUGCAUUGACCUGCUGGAGAAGCUGGCGGAGGACAUGGGCUUCCACUUUGACCUCUACAUCGUGGGGGACGGAAAAUAUGGGGGUUUGAAGAAUGGUCGCUGGACGGGGCUGGUGGGGGAUCUCCUGAGUGGGGCUGCCCACCUGGCGGUCACAUCCUUCAGCAUCAAUUCAGCCCGGAGCAGGGUCAUAGACUUCACCUCCCCAUUCUUCUCUACCUCGCUGGGCAUCCUGGUUCGGACCCGGGACACAGCAGCUCCCAUCGGGGCCUUCAUGUGGCCGUUGCACUGGUCCAUGUGGCUGGGGAUCUUUGUUUCCCUCCACGUCACGGCCAUAUUCCUCACCAUCUAUGAGUGGAACAGCCCUUUUGGGAUGACACCACGAGGCAGGAACAGAGACAAGGUGUUCUCUUUUUCCUCAGCGCUGAACGUCUGCUAUGCCAUCCUGUUUGGUCGGACGGCAGCGAUAAAGCCUCCGAAGUGCUGGACGGGUCGUUUCCUCAUGAACCUCUGGGCCAUCUUCUGUCUGUUCUGCCUGUCUACAUACACAGCCAACCUGGCCGCUGUCAUGGUCGGGGAGAAGACCUUUGAGCAACUCUCAGGUAUACACGAUCCAAAGCUUCAUCAUCCGUCACAGGGGUUUCGCUUUGCAACGGUGCGGGAGAGCAGUGCUGAGGACUACCUGAAAAAAAGCUUUCCGGAGAUGCACGAAUACAUGAGGCGAUACAACGUGCCGGCAACUCCAGACGGGAUAGAACAUCUGAAACAUGAUCCUCAGCAACUUGAUGCGUUCAUCAUGGACAAGGCCCUUCUAGACUAUGAAGUGUCCAUAGAUGCAGAAUGCAAGACACUGACUGUGGGGAAACCAUUUGCAAUUGAAGGUUAUGGUAUCGGGUUGCGUCAGAACUCUCCCCUGACUUCUAACAUCUCAGAGCUGGUGAGCCAGUACAAGUCAGACGGCUUCAUGGACAUGCUGCAUGACAAGUGGUACAAGGUGGUUCCCUGUGGCAAACGGAGCUUUGCCGUCACUGAGACUUUACAGAUGGGCAUCAAACAUUUCUCAGGCCUGUUUUUGAUGCUGUGUGUGGGGUUGGUUCUGUCCCUUCUCACCACCCUGGCUGAGCACAUCAUAUAUCGCUUCAUCAUUCCCAGAGUCAAGGAUCCCAAGCUCAAGUAUUGGCUUCAUACUAGUCAGAGGUUACAUCGAGCUAUGAACUCGUCUUUCAACGACGAUAAACUCCAGACCAUCGCCAAGACAGAAAAAAGAUGCAACAUGGGCAACAACAAACAGCAUCAGCAGUGCGUCCCGUGGAGUCGCUCAGAUUCCAACUCCAACUGCAACAGGAGAAACAGCCCGCCUCAGGAGUCCCAGUCGAACGAUCUAGAAUACCCACCAUGUGACUGCUCACCUCCUCUUCCUCUCUCUCCUCUCCCCCCCCCCACUCCUCCUCUUCCUCCUCCUCAGACGAAGAGACACCUCCCCCUGCAAGCCACAUCCAAUGGGAGGACAGACAUUCUCCAGGUGGGUGUGACCGACCCCAGGACUAACCCCAUGACGCAGGAGCUUUCAGAGCUGGAGUCACACAUCACCCUCAUAAAACAGCAGCUUCACAUCGCCAUGAAGAAGAAGAGAGAGCUGGAACAGUACCAGCAGACACAAUACCAGCAGACACACAAUAUGGCAGAAUAAAGGACUGGUACCAGCAGAGGCCUUACCAGCAAACACAAUAUGGCAGAGUAAAGACUGGUAACAGCAGUUACCAGGUGGCAGAGUAGAGGACUGGUACCAGCAGACACACACUUUGGUGGAGUGGAGGACUGGUACCAGCAGACACCAGAUGACCGGCAGACACAAUACCAGCCGACACACAGUAUGGUAGACUGGUACUGGCAAUGAUCAGGUGGCUAAGUAGAGUAUCGGUACCAGCAUGCACACUAUGGCAGAGUGGAGGACUGCUACGAGUAGGCACCAGGUGGCAGAAUAUAGGUUUGUAUCAGCAGACACCAAGUGGCAGAGUUAAAAGACUGGUACCAUCAGACACCAGUUGGUAGAGUAUAAGGUUUGUAGAGACACAGCAUCUAUGAAGCUACUCGUACCAGCAUACAGAUCAUCCCUGGGCAGGGCACGAGCUACCAGAAGACACAGCAAGAAUUGAGAAAUGGUCUGAAUGAAGUACCAGUCAGACACAGUAUGCUGAAGUCCCAGAGCAACUGAGAACCAGCCUGGUAAGGACACCCUACCAGCAGAGCAGCAAGGCGGAAGUAGUCGCCCAAACAGUGGAGUUACCCAGAGGAACUGUCUGGACACAAAGCCUUGGAACCACUGCAGCUUUCAUUGGACCCAGCGUGUUGUUGGUUUCUGCAGAUCUUGAAAGCAGAAUAUGAGGAUCUGAUUGGCUAGCUUACCAUAUACUCAGAUGACACCUGAUGGGGAGUGAGAGGGGACCAAGGGAUUGAUAAUACAAUAUAGGAUCUUUACAUCAAACCUCUUCCUUGAGAAUGUUUAAUUAUUUUCAGAGCCCUGUUUCAUUUGAGAUUUGUAAAUGGGUCUGUGAGGUUUAAGUAAAGGAAGACUGGAAGAGAGAGGGAAUGGGACAAUUAGGAUUUGACGAGACAGAGGCGUAUUGAUCCCAGAGGAAAUGGGAACAUGGGUUUGAGGAGACAGAGGCAUAUUGAUCCCAGAGGGAAUGGGAACA
Messenger RNA from Esox lucius (northern pike), 4510 nucleotides. It is a transcript of the gene grin3a, whose product is annotated as glutamate receptor, ionotropic, N-methyl-D-aspartate 3A. Lineage: Eukaryota; Metazoa; Chordata; Actinopteri; Esociformes; Esocidae. Gene Ontology annotation, cellular component: plasma membrane; postsynaptic membrane. The record is from RefSeq and is a predicted model, not a curated record. Gene Ontology annotation, molecular function: NMDA glutamate receptor activity; transmitter-gated monoatomic ion channel activity involved in regulation of postsynaptic membrane potential. Gene Ontology annotation, biological process: ionotropic glutamate receptor signaling pathway; monoatomic ion transport; modulation of chemical synaptic transmission. Bases 1 to 3504 code for a protein of 1167 amino acids. The transcript is spliced from 11 exons.